Molecule: messenger RNA, 1170 nt
Organism: Salvia miltiorrhiza (redroot sage)
Lineage: Eukaryota; Viridiplantae; Streptophyta; Magnoliopsida; Lamiales; Lamiaceae
Product: cytosolic enolase 3-like
Exons: 6
Coding region: 515-1018 (167 amino acids)
Biological process (GO): glycolytic process
Cellular component (GO): phosphopyruvate hydratase complex
Molecular function (GO): phosphopyruvate hydratase activity; magnesium ion binding
Source: RefSeq, a predicted model, not a curated record
AAAAGAACAGAUGUUCCUUGUCUUCGUCGUUUUUCCCCAAAUGCCAACGAAAGCCCUCGCGGAGAAUUCCCCAAAUCUACAGUGAGAAAGCUUCCAUCUUCGACGAGAAUAUGCUAUCCAAUCCAAACCUCUGCGAUUCGGCGCUGUCGCCGAUGAGAAGCCGCAAUUUUGUGCUGCCGAUUUUGGCGUUAAAUGGUUUAUUUUUACUUCUCUUCAUCUCAUUCUUGUUUCUUUCUCUGCAUUUUAUACCAUUUUCAAGUAUGAUUUUUUAGUGCUCUAUUGCGAAUGUUCCUUAAAAAAUGAAGGAUUAUUGUCGAUCUUACUGUUAUGCAUAUGUAGUUCUUAUAUCUGGAGCUAGGUUUCUCUUCACAUUUAGGGCAGACGAGAAGGAAUUCGGUACGCUCACAGAUCAUUUCAACAAAAAGCAUAGGAGCGAAAUUGGCAAUGAAUCUGAAACAGAAUCAGAAGGAAGCACAGGUAUGAAGCUGUUGAGUUGUGAGAUGGAGACAAGGGAAUGUAUCUUGGUAAUGGUGUAUGUAGUGCUGGCAAGAAUGUUAAUGAGAAAAUAUCUGAAGCUUUAAUUGGUAUGGAUCCAACUCUCCAAGUUCAAAUUGAUCAAGCCAUGAUAGACUUGGACAAGACAAAUAAAAAGGGUGAACUUGGGGCAAAUGCAAUUCUAGCAGUCUCAAUGGCUGCUUGCAGAGCAGGGGUAGCUGAAAAAGAGGUCCCAUUAUACAAACACAUUGCCGAUUUAGCUAGCAAAACAAGUUAUCACCUUCUUGUUCCAGCUUUCACUCUCACAGGUGGCGGAAACCAUGCUGGGAACAAUCUUGCCAUUCAGGAAAUCAUGAUCCUUCGUGUUGGGGCAAAAAAGUUUGAGAAGGCAUUGCAGAUAGGAGCUGAGACAUAUCAUCAUCUAAAGGUCGAGUUGAGGUUGGGGGAGUGCAUUAUGAGGCUGGAGAAGCAGUUGGCCGAGGAGAGGGUUGCUCGGUUGGAGAUAGAGUUGAAGACAUGUUAAAGAUUCUUCAUGCUUGUUUUAAAUUUUUGUACACACAAGAGUGGUGGAGGAGUUGUGUUUCAUAAAUUCUUAAAUUUUGUUGUUUUGCAACGAACUCGGAUGGAAAAUAUUCAUGAAUUUAGCAAUAUUUAUAUGAUUACAAUUAAUCUUUA